AUGCGAGGCAAGUCGCGUGUGGACGCACGACCGGGCGUGGUGCUCGAGACGGGGGCGGCCCAUGUGCGCGUAGCCACGACUGAGGGCCACGAGGUGCACGUUCUGCCGAAUGCCAUUGCACGUACUCGUCCGGGCGCGCGUCGGCAGGUGCUGGUGGGCGAUCUGAUCGAGUCUGAGUGCCUUGACUAUGGUGGGCUCCAACUCCGCCUGCCCAUUGACCGGGGGCUUGUUGUGGACUGGCAGGCGCAGAAGGCCGUAUGGGACCGCGCUCUAGUGCGCGCGCUUGGAUGCUCCUCGGAUACGUUUGGCGCUCUUCGGGGGCACACGGUGAUUGUGACCGAGCCCUACUUUUUACUGCCUGAGCAGCAGCGUGCAUUUGAUAUGCUCCUCUUUGAAUGGUACGAGGCCGACGCUAUAUGGAGGACCACUCCCGCUCAGCUCGUGCCAUACGCCAUGGACCCGUGCCCAGACGCCAUGGUCGUCGUCGACGUGGGCCACAGCUACACCCAUGCCGUCCCGGUGGUGCAAGGCGCCGCACAGUGGAACGCUGCACAGAGGUUGGACAUGGGCGGCAAGGUCUUGACGCACCUGCUCAAAGUCAUGUUCUCCUACCGCCAGUGGAACAUGAUGGACGAGACAUAUUUGAUCGACAAGAUGAAAGCGGCGUCCUGUUUUGUGGCGGCUAGGAGCGAGCCCCUUGCGUACCGACGCGGCGACGAGCCUCGUGGGCCACCGAGCUCGUGGAGCUUCGAGCAGUUCGUCGAGCACUUUCACCGCCACUCGGCAAAUCCCAUGGUCCAGCAAUACGUGCUCCCCGACUAUGCGACACCUGACGAUGUAAAGGAUCCUAAUACCAAGUAUGGCUACGUGCUCAGCGGUCCCCCGGCUCCGACACACCCUAUCGUGUCGGAUGACGAGCUAGAUGCUUUUAUUGCAGGCCCAUCGCGCCGCACGGCCGGCCCCCAGACAGAGCACCAGGUCUUGCGCAUGGGGCAGGAGCGUUACCAACUAUUUGAAUACCUUUUUUCACCUGACCGGAUCGGUACGCUGCACAUUUUGACACCAGGCCUCGAACAAGGCCCUCUUCACGAGCUCGUCGCCCAGUCGAUCCAGCGCGCCUCGCCGGCCGCGCAGGACAUGAUGUGGAGCCACGUCGUGCUCACCGGCGGCUCGGCUCGGGUGCCCGGGCUAAGGCAAAGACUCGAGCAUGAGCUCCGUAUGUUGGCACCGGAUGAUGUGCCAGUGCAUGUGUACCUGCCAGGGGACCCGCUCGACGCGCCGGCGCGCGGCGCCCUGGCCCUGCUGCACGCGGCGCCGACCUCCGCAGCGAGGCAGGCCCUCGAGGCCCACCUUGUCACGCGCGAGGCAUGGCAGAAGCACGGCGGGGGUGCAUUAACGCCUGGCGAACGAGGCGGCACAGCCCUAGGCGACCAGCGUUUUGACGGCUGGAAUACAAUCGUUCAGCCAGAAGAAUAG
Molecule: messenger RNA, 1476 nt
Organism: Malassezia sympodialis ATCC 42132
Lineage: Eukaryota; Fungi; Basidiomycota; Malasseziomycetes; Malasseziales; Malasseziaceae
Exons: 5
Coding region: 1-1476 (491 amino acids)
Source: RefSeq, a predicted model, not a curated record